AUGGCUAUCAAUGGGUACAUAGAAAUUGAGAGUUGUUUGACCUUAGUCAACGGCCUGGUCAAGGAAUCUCCUAUUACCACUCGGAUUCAUGAAAAGAUACAGGCUGCGAAAGCAAAGGCAUCUCGCGACUUCAGAUCUGAUGUUGUUACUGUUCCUGUUGAGGAAAUGAUGGAGGCCAUUCUUGCGGCCUCGGUCAACGAUGACAUUUACGAUGCCGAGGGCAAUCCGUCUGUCAAGGCCCUCGAGGCGAAGAUGGUUGAGCUGACUGGCAUGGAAGCGGCGCUGUGGGCGGUUUCAGGCACGCAAGGAAACCAGAUCUGCCUUCGCACCCACCUCACGCAACCUCCCCACAGUGUUCUCUGUGAUUAUCGAGCCCAUAUUCAGUGCUGGGAGUCUGGAGCCCUGCCGGUCAUCUCUCAAGCCACAGUUACUACGGUCCACCCGACGAAUGGCAUCCAUCUUACACUCGAAGAUGUGAAGGCUAACAUGAUCGCGGACGGAAACAUUUCCGAGGGCUCACGACCUGUUGCCAUGCAUCUCGACGCGGCCCGAGUAAUCGAUAGUGUGGUUGCUGAGGGCGUCAGCCUGAAGGACUAUGCUGCAUGCUUUGAUAGCAUGUCUAUCUGCCUAGCUAAGGGUAUCGGUGCCCCUAUGGGGAGCGUUAUUGUAGGAAGUAAGCGCUUCAUCGAGAGAUCCAUACAUGCAUUAUCAAAGAGAGCUGGCAGUCAACUCGAGGACACAGGAUACAGGCUAGCGCUGCCUGCGCAAAGCAACAUGGUGGUACUAGAUCUGGCUGGCAUGGAUAUUCCUGGUGCUGCUUUUGUUCAGUACUGCGCCGAUGCGGCAGUCACUGUCUUCCCCAACGGGCGUUUAGUGUUCCACCAUCAAACCUCAGAGGAGGCCGUUGCCGAUCUGGUCAACGCAUUGAAGAGGCUACUCCAGGCCAAGAAGGAUGGUAAAGCUCUGAACAACGAGGCAGUGCAGAGAGGCUGUUUGUGA
Fusarium oxysporum Fo47 is the source of this 999-nucleotide messenger RNA. Its product is annotated as pyridoxal phosphate-dependent transferase. The coding region runs from base 1 to 999 and encodes 332 amino acids. Gene Ontology annotation, molecular function: L-allo-threonine aldolase activity. The transcript is spliced from 5 exons. The record is from RefSeq and is a predicted model, not a curated record. Gene Ontology annotation, cellular component: cytosol. Lineage: Eukaryota; Fungi; Ascomycota; Sordariomycetes; Hypocreales; Nectriaceae. Gene Ontology annotation, biological process: glycine biosynthetic process; L-threonine catabolic process.